Molecule: messenger RNA, 762 nt
Organism: Cantharellus anzutake
Lineage: Eukaryota; Fungi; Basidiomycota; Agaricomycetes; Cantharellales; Hydnaceae
Product: mitochondrial import protein Pam17
Exons: 7
Biological process (GO): protein import into mitochondrial matrix
Cellular component (GO): PAM complex, Tim23 associated import motor
Source: RefSeq, a predicted model, not a curated record
CAGCAAACCAUCCUCAAUGGUUUUUUUAAGAUUGGGCUUGCGGGGAGACAUGAAACGUGCGCCCCUGGUGCAUACGCAAUUACUAAAUAGACUUGCCAGUACCUCUGCGACGGCUCCGGCUACGCUUUCAUGGCCUGAGUACCUUAAAAUUAGAAGAGGGAGAAGGAUAUGGGAAUUAACUGCGACAGUUCCGAUGACAUUGGGAGCUUUUGGUGGAGGUUUAUCGUAUUUUGGCUCUAUUGAGCCUGAUCCCACUGCCCUAAUUAUGGGCCUCGAGCCAAUUUGGAUAUAUGCGUUGGCCACCUUCUCGUGUGCUGGUGCCGGGUACCUCGUGGGACCAUUCAUCGGAUCUACGCUAUGGCGUCUCACGCACCGUAAGAAGCUAUCCCAGAUUGACUCCAAGGAGCUGAAUUCUUACCAACACAUUGUCCGCAAUCGGGUCGAUCCAUCAUCUCAGAGUGCUACGAAUCCUGUCCCUGACUACUAUGGUGAGAAUGUUGGAUCAAUUAAGCAGUACCGCCAGUGGCUCCGUGACCAAUCAAAAUAUCGGAAGAAAGCAGCAUGGCCAGAGCAAUAAGCAACCCCCCCCCCCUUCCAGUGACCAAUACGGGAUCCCGCCAUUACACGCUCAACGUAGUUCAAUAAACACGAUAACAAGCCUUCACUUCCUCUAUCUUCUUAUGCGCAUGCUUGCAGUUCUGUUGUUACAAUGCGCGUCACUUCGCAUCCAUCACAGUUAAUGCAAUAUCACUCAGAUGGGGG